ACCGUGAAUGAACAAACAAAUCCUCUGCUUCCUGAAGAGGUUAUCGUUGGAGUUGAAUCCUUAUUCUUUGGAUCCUUCUUUGUCUCAUGGUAUUGUGUUCUUUGUAUUAUCAUUUUAGUGUGACAGGUUAUCGUGUUUUUCAAACAAUCUUUUGUGGAGAACGUCACGUUAACAAAAUUAUGUCACGAAAAAAACACAAUGUAUCGUAUAUCAAACCGAACGAACCAAAAUUUCUACGAGAGCUGAAGGAACAAAUUGGAUAUAAAGAAGGUCCUACUGUUGAUACGAAAAGAGAAGUUUUACCAAAAGUAUCCGAUGAUGAAAGGGAAGAAUUGGCUGAUGAGCAACCUGUUGUUGUUGUGUUAAAUUCUGAUGAUUUAACGGCGGAAGAAGCAGAUGCUUUUAAAAAACAGAAAAAAAAAGAAGAAAAUAAUGCCCCAGCUGAUCUAUCUAAGAAGAUUAUAUUUCGCAAGACUAAAAUAGCAGAAACAGAUUCUGAUACAAUUAUCACAGAUAAACCUGUGAAAAAGAAAGCAAAAAGAGAAAAGCAAAAAAUCGUCCUAUCCUUCGAUGAUAAUGACAAUGAUGAGGAACGAUGAUGGAUGGCGUUGAAUGUUGAAUUCUUAAUAUUUG
Molecule: messenger RNA, 633 nt
Organism: Trachymyrmex septentrionalis
Lineage: Eukaryota; Metazoa; Arthropoda; Insecta; Hymenoptera; Formicidae
Exons: 4
Coding region: 87-599 (170 amino acids)
Source: RefSeq, a predicted model, not a curated record